CACCGUUAAGAAAUCGCAAUUCGACCAUCUCAUCAUGGAUGCGGUCGAGGACCGAGAGGUCAAACUCCAGCGUGCCUCUGGAGAUCUCGUCACCGAGUUUUCCGUCAAAUUGCCCUCUUUGCUGUGGAAGCCCCGAGCCGAGAACGAGAAGGGAAGCAGUCGUGUGCCACGCCGCUGGACGCCCGCCGCGAAGACAGAGAGGUUGGUUGCUUUGCUGGAGCCUUUUCAGGAGUGGCCGCAACUACUGGACCCUCAUCUGCAAACGCUGCUCCCUCCCUUGGUGGAUGCAUUUCUCGCCUACCUGCUGAAGUACCGCGACCAGUACGCGGCUUCUUCAUCUUCCACCAAGAAACCUCUCCAAUCCGCAUACCCGCUGCCCCGCGCGGUAUGUCGACUGCUCUACACCUUCUGCAAGGUCCGCGGGGUCAAAGUCAUCAGCCGGUUCCUGAACAACGAGCCGAAGUAUCUCGAUGUCCUGCUGCGGGCGUUCAUCGAGUGGGAUGCCGUUGGCGCGACGGCCAAUGCAUCCGACUUGGCGACAGCCUCGUGGGAUAUCCCGCUCCGGCUGGUGUGGGAAGAGCGCUACGUGAUGCUGAUUUGGCUGUCGCAUCUGCUGCUGGCGCCGUUCGACCUGACCUAUCUGUCCUCCGACAAUCUUCCCGUUCCGCACGAUAAUCUCGCGCAGCUCGGCUCGGUGUCGGUGGCGGAGCAGACGCCGACGCUGGCGCGAUCGCUCCUGUCCGUGGCGCUGGCCUAUGUCAAUGUCCCCGGGAAGGAGCGGGAAGCCGCUACGGUUCUGCUGGCGCGGCUGGUUCUCCGCCGCGAUAUGCAGGCGCUGGGGCUGCUGGGGCGUCUGACGCAGUGGGCGUUUGCGGUGCUCCAGCCUGAUUCUUCGGCGGGGAAGGAGCCUACUACUACUACUACGUCUGUGUCGGUGUAUACGUGCAUCGGGGUGUUGUCGUUCCUGGCGCGCUUGGCGGCGUCAGGCCAAGUGGAGGACUUUGCGCCCUUGAUUGUGCCGGUCUUCCAGCAGACGUUGCGGAUUGUACAGGGAAGCUCGGAGGUUGCCCAGGUCAUCCGGUCGUCGGCGUUGGCGCGGAAGAUCGUCAUCAAGAUUCUCCGAGCGCUGACCGUCAUGGCACUGGCGCUUGGUGAGAGAGCAAGCUCGGCGCUGACGGACGAUGAGGUGUCGACAAUCCUCGAGGACUCUAUCGAUCACUUCCUCGUGUCUUUGGCUGAUAAGGAUACUCCGGUCCGCUUUGCGGCUAGUAAGGCGCUGAGCAUCAUCACUCUCAAACUGGACCCGGACAUGGCCUCCGAGGUCAUUGAGGCGGUCACCGGCUCAUUGGAGGAGAAUAUCCUGUAUCAGAGGCCGGAUGGUACGAUCGUGACGCCCCUGGACGCACGUCGCAUCGGGCUGAAUACCCUCAAACGGAACCUGAGCGCCGUGGACGCGCAGAGAUGGCAGGGCUUGAUCCUCACCCUCGGCCACCUGCUCUUCCGCCGUGCGCCUCCAACGCGGCAGCUUCCAGAGGUGCUUCAGCCUCUGGUCUCGGGGCUGGAUUUCGAGCAGAGGUCGUCGACUGGAAGCUCCGUUGGCACCGGCGUCCGCGAUGCCGCGUGUUUCGGCAUCUGGGCCCUCUCUCGAAAGUACACCACUCAGGAAUUGCUCGACCUGAAGACCCAGGAAAUCAGUACCCCAAGUGCACGUGCCAUGGGGGAGCAGAACACGUUGCAGAUGCUGGCUAUUGAGUUGGUUUGCGCGGCCUGCGUCGACCCCUCGGGCAAUAUCCGGCGAGGUGCAUCUGCUGCCCUGCAGGAGCUGAUUGGUCGUCAUCCGGACACGAUCGCGGAGGGCAUAUCGCUGGUGCAGGUUGUGGACUACCAUGCGGUCGCGCGGCGUUCCCGGGCGAUGAAUGAGAUUGCGGGUGCUACGGCCGCGCUGAGCCAUCUCCACUACUGGAGUCCCUUGGUGGAGUCUUUGAUGCACUGGCGCGGGAUUGGCUCGCCAGACGCAGAGUCGAGGAGGCAAGCGGCGCGGGCGAUUGGAGCCCUGAGUACUCAGGGGUCUUACCGGACGAUGCAGCAGGUGCUGGAGCGGUUGAUUGAGAGGCUGCAUGGACUUCCGCAUGGUGACGCGGAGACAAGGCAUGGCUGUUUUCUGGCCAUUGCAGCCACCGUCAAUGCUUUUAACGACCUGAGAGAGAAGGUGGAGAGCGAAGACGUUCCUGAUGCGUUGGCUGUUUCCAGUCAGUUAGAUCGAGUUUGGGAGAUUUUCAGUCUACCUAUCGGACCCACGAAGGAUGACCUAACGCUGCAGACGUUCCGGCCCGAGUUGACUGCGGAGGCGUCCUCGUGUCUGAUCUACUCGCUUUCUCGCUCGGCGGUGAUAGAAGCCGGGCCACGACCUCAGCGGCCGUCGUCGGGUGUCCUAGACAAGGUCCGCGAGGUGCUUUUGCUAUGCAUCUCACGCAGCGAAGACGUCUCGAUCGAGUCCUCGUCCAGGGCAGUGUCGGAGCUGUUCCCUCUCCUGUCGGAGGAGAAGCAGCAGGAGAUCUUAGAAAGGUGGUUCUCACAUCUCAAUUCAACCUGGAACCUGCCCACCGGCCGCGGUCAGAUCACGGCUCUGGGUGCGGUGUUCCGACAGUUGCAGCCGGAUAGUUCUUUACGUGGAUCAGUGGUCGAUACUCUGCUCCGAUGCGCCGAGAAGGAGGAGUUGAUCGAGAAGCGGGUGUCCGCCGUGAAGAGUCUGACGAGCGGUGUCUUGCCGCACAUUGACAUCACCGAUGAACUAGUGCACCACCUCAUCGGCCUGCUAAACGACUACACCACCGACCGCCGCGGCGACGUGGGCUCCCUGGUCCGCCUCGAGGCCAUCCAUGCAGCAGGGAUUAUCCUGGGUGCUGGUGGUGCUAACCCAGCCAACAUCCUUUACAGCGAUAGUACCCGGGAUACGGUGGUGGGCUGUCUAUGCCGGCUGGCGGCCGAGAAACUCGACAAGGUCCGCAUCGCAGCCUGGCUCUGUCUCCAGGCAUUUUGGGAAACAGGCCCUCCUGGAUUUCCUCCAUUACUUAACAAAUACGACCACUUCAGCCACGUCUCCACGACCGAAUACUUCCGACAACUCCUCCAGCUGCAGACUGUCCCCUGGCUUCGGCAACCACUACUGCAAGGACUCGCGACGUCCGCGGUAGCAGGGAACGAAGGAUUGAUCCGCGCAACUCGGGCAGCAUUGGUAGAGAGUAUCUAUUCCCAUCGUCUACAGCAGCCGUCGCGCGUAGAAACGCAAACCGCGCCCCUCCUCGCUAUCAUCCAAGACUUGAGCGGGAUUCUCGCAGAGAAUCUCCAGGAUGACCGGUACGCGAUCCCUGCACUGGAGUUCCUGGGGUUCCUGCUCGAUGGGUUCGAGGUUGAGAAUCAGGACGAGCAAGUGGUGGCAAGCACUCUCAAGCGCCUCUUCGUUCUAGUUCAGAAGGCGCAUUUCAAGACGACCAAUCUCGCCCGCUUGGAGGCCGCUGUCAGGGUGUACGCGCCUUUGUCGCGGGUCGCGGGCGGGUUACACGCCGAGGUGCUUAAGAAGAUGACUGCGUUGCUUUUGCAUCCGUUUCCGAGGAUCCGCUCGCACGUAGCCGAGUACUUGUACAUGGAGACCGGGGCGGAGGUGGUCAAGACGGAGGACUGGACGCGGCCGAAUCGGGAGUUGAAGUCGGUUGUGGGGGUCGUUCGGGAGGUGGUUUUGUAGUUCUUUCUUCCUUACCUUUCCCUUACCUUAUCUGUUACCAGGUGGUUAGUAUUGUACAGGGCUGUGAAAGGG
This is a messenger RNA of Aspergillus homomorphus CBS 101889, 3814 nucleotides long. Its product is annotated as tubulin-specific chaperone D. The coding region runs from base 35 to 3742 and encodes 1235 amino acids. Gene Ontology annotation, molecular function: GTPase activator activity; beta-tubulin binding. The transcript is spliced from 5 exons. Lineage: Eukaryota; Fungi; Ascomycota; Eurotiomycetes; Eurotiales; Aspergillaceae. Gene Ontology annotation, biological process: microtubule cytoskeleton organization; tubulin complex assembly; post-chaperonin tubulin folding pathway. The record is from RefSeq and is a predicted model, not a curated record.